Molecule: messenger RNA, 2571 nt
Organism: Cryphonectria parasitica EP155
Lineage: Eukaryota; Fungi; Ascomycota; Sordariomycetes; Diaporthales; Cryphonectriaceae
Product: WD40 repeat-like protein
Exons: 3
Coding region: 1-2571 (856 amino acids)
Biological process (GO): tRNA wobble uridine modification
Cellular component (GO): elongator holoenzyme complex
Molecular function (GO): protein binding
Source: RefSeq, a predicted model, not a curated record
AUGGGAGAUGUCAAAGUUGAUGUCGAGUACCUCUCCAUAGGCGCCAACAGACAGACGGCCGCUGGGGAUUGGAAUGUCGAUGGCACUGUUGCCUUUGGGGCAGACACGAAUGUCGCACUAUGGAAACCAAAUGACUCCAUACCAAAGGGUAUAUUCAGGCUCCUCAGUGGACACAAGGACCUCGUCAAAGCCGUCAAGUUCCUACCGCCAGUCUCAUCAUCCACGGCAGGAGACGGAGAUGAGCACCGCGUCGCACAUCUUCUCAGCGGGGGCGAUGACAAGUCUAUCAAGCUUUGGAGGCUGGACACCCAGACAGGCAGCGCAGCAUGCAUCCAGACCGUUCUAGAGCACACUGCGCCUGUCAACUGCAUCGCGGCCCUGAGCAGCAGCAGCAGCAGCAUCGGCAGCCAGCAGGGCGAGGGUAGCACCAUAUUUGCUACAGGAGCAGCAGAUGCGACGGUCAGGAUAUGGCACUUUGACGGCGACGCGAUCAAGGUCCUCCAGACCAUCAAGACGAGCACCCCAAGGUACUUUCCCCUCGCCGUCACGCUCAGCCCUCUCGGCAGCGAUGGCAGCACCUUCAUCCUCGCCUCUGCCGGGACGAGAGAUAUCGUACAAAUCUACACAGGCUCCCUCACCAGACCGUCUUCUUCAUCUUCUGCCAACACCACUCCCACCACCAACUUCGCCCUCAGUGCCACCCUCACCGGCCACGAAGGCUGGAUCCGCUCCCUCGACUUCACGCCCGAAGUCCCUAGCGACCCCUCAGGCGAUCUCCUCCUCGCCUCGGCCAGCCAGGACAAGUACAUCCGUCUCUGGCGCGUCCAUGCCGGCUCCGAGCUGCCUGCCCAAGCCGCUACGGCUUCUGACCCAACUGUCGGCGCCUACCUGCCCGGCAGGUCACCCAGCAACAAGGCCCACCGUUUCAGGGCAGGCACUGAAGCCGAACAAGACUACUCCAUCACGUUUGAGUCGCUCCUCUUCAACCAUGACGACUGGAUCUACAGCGCAAGGUGGCACACGGGCAGUGGAGGCGCCAGCACAUCCUCGUCCUCCGGCCAGCCGCAGCUCCUGUCCACAUCGGCAGACAACUCCCUCGCCGUCUGGGAGGCAGAUCCAUCCACAGGGAUCUGGGUGACCACCGCGCGGCUCGGCGAGAUCUCGCGCGAAAAGGGCGCGACGACAGCAACGGGGAGCAUCGGUGGUUUCUGGACAGGCCUGUGGUCGCCAUCCGGGGCCUCGAUCCUCACCCUCGGCCGCACCGGGUCCUGGCGCCGUUGGGACUGGGACCCGUCGUCGUCAUCAGGCCCCGCCUGGGUUCAGAACAUUUCUGUGUCAGGCCACGUCCGUCCCGUCACCGGCAUCGCCUGGUCUCGCACUGGCAGCGGCGACGACGGCAACGGCAACACAAGGAACAACACCUACCUCCUCUCCACAAGCGCCGACCAGACGACCCGCCUGCACGCGCGCUGGCAGGAACAGGGCACAUGGCACGAGAUGGCCCGCCCCCAGAUCCACGGCUACGACCUGAACUGCAUCGAUGCCCUGUCCGGGACCAGGUUCGUGUCCGGCGCUGACGAGAAGCUCAUGCGCGUCUUUGACCAGCCGCGGGCCGUGGCGAGGCUGCUGCACGGCGUGGCGGGCAUCGGCUCUGCUCCAGACGCCAGCAUGCCGGACGCGGCGAACAUGCCUGUCCUCGGGCUUAGCAACAAGGCCACGGUCGACGAGGAGGAUGCUGCUGCUGCUGCUGCCACCGCCGCCGCCGCCGCCGCCGAUGCUUCUUCUACUGGCGCCACCACCGUCGUCAUCAACGACCCUGAGACAGCAAACGGCGUCGCCGUGAUGGCUGCUCCCCACCGCCCACCCCUCGAGGAGGCUCUGUCGCGGCACACGCUGUGGCCCGAGGUUGAGAAGCUAUACGGUCACGGCUACGAGAUCUCCUGCCUGGCAGCGAGCCAUGACGGGCGCCUGGUGGCCAGCGCGUGCCGCGCCAGCAGUCUCAACCACGCCGUCAUCCGCCUCUUCGAGACAGACCGCUGGACGGAGCUGCGGCCCCCACUGGCCGCGCACUCGCUUACAGUUACACGCCUGCGGUUCAGCGGGGACGACAGGUACCUGCUGAGCGUGGGCCGCGAUAGGCAGUGGGCUGUCUUCGAAGAGAGGAGGAAGGAGGGAGGAGGAGGAGGAGGAGGAGAGGGGGAGGUAGGGUGUUAUGAGCUGCUACAGGCCGAGCCGAAGGGGCAUACGAGGAUGAUCCUCGACGCAGCCUGGGCGCCUGCGGUCGUCGUGGGAGGGAUCUUCGCCACGGCGGGGAGAGACAAGAACGUCAAGGUCUGGGUGAUGAGGAGCGGGGAGGAGGACGGCAAGUUCAGGCUGGCUGCGACCAUCGUGUGCGACCAGCCCGUGACGGCCGUCGACUUCCUCGAUAGACCCGACGCCGAGGGCCGGCUCGUGCUGGCCUCUGGCAGCGAGGCGGGCAAGAUCAGCAUACAUGUCCUCCAGGUGGACAGCGACGACAACGGUGGGGGGAAAGUGACUGUCGUUUCGACGUCGACGCUCCAGCCAGAGUAA